UAUGUCAAAUGUAUCAUAUUCAUACUCUAACAUCACUGUGGGAUUGCAGUAUCAGGGUGUAUUGGAAUUAGUGAUACUUUCUUGUCUGACUACAGUUCCAGCCUGUGUUUCUCUYCUCAUUAAUGGUAUCAUGAURUUCACHCUGAGGAGUAAACCUGUGUUUCGUGACACCUGUCGUUAUGUUCUUCUGUAUAAUCUUCUUGUUGCAGACACUGCUCUGCUGGCAAUGGGCCAGAUUCUUUACCUACUUGCUAUCUGUAGAGUCAGAUUAACAUAUCCUGUAUGUGGUUUACUAACAAUGUUUGCUAAYCUCACAUCUAAUAUUUCUCCUCUCACACUUGUGGUGAUGUCCUUGGAGAGAUAUGUAGCUGUGUGCUACCCUCUGAGGCACGCUUCCAUCAUCACCAUCAGAAACACAACACUGGCCAUCAUUGCAAGUUGGACUGUCAGUUCACUAAAUAUAAUCACCCGGGGUCUUUUUUUGUUACAGUUUCAAUUAGAAAAACUAGAAACUUUACUCAUGAAAGACUAUUGCUAUGAUAUUAACUGGUUUCCAGAUUCUCUACGUGAAAGAUAUGAUAAAGUCUACACUUGUUUAGUGUCUAUUUCAGCCGGUCUGGCAGUAAUUUCCUCCUACACUGGAGUUGUACUAGCAGCUAGAUCAGCUUCUACAGACAAAGUAUCGGCCCUUAAAGCCCGUAAGACACUGCUGUUGCAUCUGGUGCAGCUGGGUCUAAGUCUGUCCUCCGCCAUUUACUACCCUUUGCUUAUUGCUCUUGCCACAUAUGUAACAAGGAUAGUUUUUGUGUGGGUCCAGGAUAUUUUCUAUGUUACCAUAUUCAUCUUACCCAGAUGUCUGACUUCACUCAUUUAUGGUCUCAGAGAUCAGACUAUCAGACCUGUUCUACUGUAUCAUCUAUGUGGUCGACUGAAAAUCUCAGUUAAACCAGGUCCAUGCUGA
Messenger RNA from Austrofundulus limnaeus, 961 nucleotides. Its product is annotated as olfactory receptor 1073-like. Gene Ontology annotation, molecular function: G protein-coupled receptor activity; odorant binding; olfactory receptor activity. The record is from RefSeq and is a predicted model, not a curated record. Lineage: Eukaryota; Metazoa; Chordata; Actinopteri; Cyprinodontiformes; Rivulidae. The transcript has a single exon. Gene Ontology annotation, biological process: G protein-coupled receptor signaling pathway; detection of chemical stimulus involved in sensory perception of smell. The coding region runs from base 2 to 961 and encodes 319 amino acids. Gene Ontology annotation, cellular component: membrane.